Molecule: messenger RNA, 2897 nt
Organism: Condylostylus longicornis
Lineage: Eukaryota; Metazoa; Arthropoda; Insecta; Diptera; Dolichopodidae
Gene: Top3beta
Product: DNA topoisomerase 3-beta
Exons: 11
Coding region: 132-2693 (853 amino acids)
Biological process (GO): DNA topological change
Cellular component (GO): nucleus
Molecular function (GO): DNA binding; DNA topoisomerase type I (single strand cut, ATP-independent) activity
Source: RefSeq, a predicted model, not a curated record
UUGAGGAAUAAAAAUGUCAUUUUGAGCAAAAUAAAAUCAAAUUUAUUUUAUUCAAUUAAUUAUCAUUUAGAAAAAAUCAAUAAAUAAUAAUAGGAUAUUAAUAGUAGUAAAACAUUACAAUUCUAGAUAAAAUGAAGAGUGCUCUUAUGGUAGCAGAAAAGCCCUCGUUGGCUGCAUCAUUAGCCAACAUUUUAAGUAAUGGACGGUGUACAUCCCGAAAAGGGCUUAAUGGAGCUUGUAGUGUUCAUGAAUGGGAUGGCCCAUUUCGUGGAGAAACAAUACGUUUUAAAAUGACUUCAGUGUGUGGUCAUGUAAUGGCUUUAGAUUUUGUCGGGAAAUACAAUUGUUGGGACAAAGUUGAUCCAGUUGAACUAUUUUGUUGUCCAACAGAGAAAAAAGAAGCUAAUGCAAAAUUAAAGAUGCCAUUCUUUUUAGUAAAAGAGGCUAAAGGUUGCGAUUACUUAAUAUUGUGGCUUGAUUGCGAUAAAGAGGGCGAAAAUAUAUGCUUUGAGGUAAUGAAUGCUGUUUCUACCUCAAUACGAAAUGUGAACAGUACUAGUGUUUGCUACAGAGCCCGUUUUUCAGCAAUUACUGAAAAGGAUAUCAAAAAUGCAAUGGCAAAUCUAGCUCACCCCAAUGAAAAUGAAGCAAAAUCAGUUGAUGCGAGACAAGAACUAGAUUUAAGAAUUGGAUGCGCAUUUACAAGAUUUCAAACGAAAUUUUUCCAAGGUCGAUAUGGUGAUUUAGAUUCUUCACUUAUUUCAUAUGGACCAUGUCAAACGCCGACAUUGGGAUUUUGCGUGAAACGUCAUGAUGAUAUACAAACGUUUAAACCUGAAAGUUUUUGGUAUUUACAAUUGCACGCUGGUUCCCCUGAGGUAAUUUUUGAUUGGGCUCGAGUCAGAGUUUUUAAAAAGGAAAUAGCCAUUAUGCUAUUAAAUAAAGCAAAAGAAAACAAGGAAGCAAAGGUUGAGAGUGUUGUUUCAAAAGAUCAGUACAAGGGAAGACCUUUAGCUUUAAACACAGUUGAAUUGAUGAGGGCGGCCAGUGCAAGAUUGGGAUUAGGUCCUCAUCAAGCAAUGCAAAUUGCCGAAAAAUUGUAUACACAAGGUUUUAUUAGUUAUCCGCGUACUGAAACUACGCAGUACCCCACCAAUUUCGAUCUUAAUGGAGUCGUUAAAUUAUUGCAAAACUCAUCAGAAUUUGGACAGGAAGCACGUAGUAUUGCUGCUGAAAUGAAUCAACCAAGAAAAGGUGUGGAUCAUGGAGACCAUCCUCCAAUAACUCCAAUGAAAUGCGGGAACAAAGGUGAUUUUGAAAGUGAUGCGUGGCGCAUAUAUGAUUAUAUAUGCAGACAUUUCUUGGCAACCGUUUCUCAAGACUUGAAAUUUCGUGUAACUACUGUGAAAAUUAAAGUCGGCAUGGAAACUUUUACUACCUCAUCGAAUGUCUUGAUAGAUCCAGGCUUUUCAAAAGUAUUUACUUGGCAAGCUUUCGGGAAAAAUGAGGCUCCACCACCAUUUGUUGAGGGGCAAACGGUUCCAGUUAAUGAUAUUAAAUUAGUUGAAAGCCAAACUGGUCCGCCAGAUUAUCUCACAGAAUCAGAGCUUAUAACUUUAAUGGAACAACAUGGCAUAGGAACUGAUGCAUCAAUUCCUGUACAUAUAAACAACAUUUGCCAAAGAAACUACGUAACUAUACAACCUGGACGUAAAUUAAUGCCUACCACUUUGGGGAUUGUAUUGGUACAUGGGUAUCAAAAAAUUGAUCCAGAGCUAGUUCUACCUACCAUGAGAUCAGAAGUGGAAAAAUUAUUGAAUUUGAUAGCUAAAGGCACUGCAGAUUUUAAACAUGUUCUUCGACAUGCCGUUGAAAUUUUUAGAUUAAAAUUUUUGUACUUUGUUCAAAACAUAUCUAAUAUGGAUAGCUUAUUUGAGGUUUCAUUUUCUCCACUAGCUGAAUCUGGUAAAGCUCACUCAAGAUGUGGUAAAUGUCGGCGCUACAUGAAAUAUAUACAAACAAAGCCAGCUCGAUUACAUUGCUCCCAUUGCGAUGAAACGUACUCUUUACCGAAUGGAAAUGUACGUGUUUACCGUGAGCUUAAGUGUCCUUUAGAUGAUUUUGAGCUGUUGGCAUUCUCAAGCGGAACAAAAGGACGAUCAUAUCCUUUGUGCCCAUACUGUUACAAUCAUCCACCAUUUAGAGAUAUGCCAAGAAAUUCAGGUUGCAAUUCGUGUACUCAUCCAACUUGUCAACAUUCUCUUAAUUCCCUUGGAAUCUCAAGCUGCGUUGAAUGUGAAAAUGGUAUAUUGGUACUUGAUUGUACAUCAUCACCAAGCAGCUGGAAAUUGGGUUGUAAUCGUUGCGAUGUAAUUAUAAAUAUAUUUAAAGGUGCCACAAAAAUUACCGUCGAUGAUAAACGUUGUGAUUGUGGAGCUCAAUUGGUGAACGUAUUGUACAAAUCUGAAAAAUCUAAAUUUAAAGAUAAUGCUGAAGAGAAAACUGGUUGCAUAUUUUGUUCACAAGAAUUCUCUCAUCUUGUUGAAAAGCAUCGUGCCAUUACUGCAAGACCAGCUCAAGUCAAUUCACGUGGUAGCAGAGGUGGUGGCGGUCGUGGCGGUAAAAGCCGAAGUACAAGAGGUGGAAGACCAAAACAAGAUAAAAUGGCUCAUCUUGCAGCUUAUUUUGUUUGAUUGUAAAAAAAAAUGAAAAAAAAAAUUAUACAUACGUAUUAUUUUGCUAAUUUCCCUUUUGCAGCAUUUAUUCAUAACAUAAUAAUAAAUUGUUUUAUUUGUUUAUUUAUACAUAAAAGAAGACAAAAAGAAAAAAUUUAAUUUUUAAUCGUUUAACAAUUUGAUAAUAAAGUAUUUGUAUGAUUUACAAUAUUGAUGAAGAAA